AUGUCUCGAAGAGCAACCACCUCCACCGACUCUGACCGUGCCUUCGAGGCCUUGUACCAUCCAGUUCCUCAGGCGCCACUGGCAUCGGCUCCUGCUAGACCAUCGCUUGAGACCACCUUGGAUGGCGAUGAUGAUGGGAUUUCCGGUGGGCUUGAUGGCAGUGCGAUCUCAGUGGAAGCCGACGGGCGCAUCCACUGGAUACACUUCAUACUUGGCUGCGCCGUGCUCCUGCCUUGGAACGUCAUGAUCACUGCAACACCGUAUUUUUUAUCUCGUCUGGAGGGAUCCUCUUUGAAGAGUUCGUUCAGCUCGUACCUGUCAACCACCUUCAUGGUUUCCAACUUCAGUUUCUUGGCCCACGCGACGGCUACGGCUCAGCAGAGUUCCAACUCUCGUCGUGUUCUCUGGUCUCUCGCUGCACUGGCAAUCUUAUGCGCCACGCUCACACUUAGCACGUGGAUGCACCCAUCUCCGGGUCUCUUCUUCGCCUUCGUGCUCCUGAAUGGGAUGCUGCAAGCCGCCGCAGGUUCAUAUUUACAAACUGCCGUCGUUGCUGUCGCAUCGCUAUUCGGCCACAAGGCCAUGCAGGCCGUCAUGUCUGGCCAAGCCGCGGUCGGUGUAGUGGUCAGUGGGGUACAGGUAUUGAGCGCAGCCGCAUCCAUGCGGAAUGCAUCUCCUUCCCCAGCGCCCUCUCUUGAAGCUUCAGCCUCGAGAACGCCGGAAGAAGUCUCUGCAUCUCUAUUCCUUGGAUUGUCCACUAUCUUCUUGAUCAUCACUCAAGGUGUGCACAUGUGGAUGAUGAGCUUACCUGCAUACAAGACACUAUCAUCAUCCAGAGCUAUAUCUCGUAUAUCAGAGCCUCAUAGCCUCGAUGAAACUCAAAUUCUGACUUCUGAGACGUCCGUGCACAAGAGUUUGAGCGGGAAAACCCAAAUUGUCCGGAUGGCCAAGCUCAACCUACCAUACAACUUCGCUGUUGCUUAUGUGUUUGCAAUCACUCUCUCCGUAUUCCCUCCGAUCACUGUCUCUAUUCAAUCCACGAACCCUGCUAUGCAUCCGCUGCUGUUCAGUGCCAUCCACUUCCUAAUAUACAAUAUCGGCGAUUUCUUGGGCCGCUUCCUCUGCUCUAUCCCGCGCCUCCUUGUCUGGUCCGCCAAUCGACUCGUUGCAAUUGCGCUCGCACGCACUCUGUUCAUCCCACUGUUCUUAAUGUGCAACGUCCAAUGGUCGUCGCCCGUAGCGGUUGGCCCCAUUAUUACAUCUGAUGCGAUGUUCAUGCUCAUUCUACUACUCUUCUCAACAUCAAACGGAUAUGUGUCGAGCAUGUGCAUGAUGUCUGCACCAUCUGUGGCACAUAACCCGCGUCUCAAGGGACGCACACAAGAUGUGGAUAUUGCUGCCACAGUAGCGAGCUUCUGCUUAGUGGGUGGGUUGACCGUAGGGAGUAUAGCGAGUUUCGCCGUUAGAGCCAUGGUAUGUGAUUGUAAUCCAUUUAGAGAUUAA
Messenger RNA from Fibroporia radiculosa, 1503 nucleotides. RefSeq lists its product as uncharacterized. Gene Ontology annotation, biological process: nucleoside transmembrane transport. Gene Ontology annotation, cellular component: plasma membrane; fungal-type vacuole membrane. Lineage: Eukaryota; Fungi; Basidiomycota; Agaricomycetes; Polyporales; Fibroporiaceae. The record is from RefSeq and is a predicted model, not a curated record. The transcript is spliced from 4 exons. Gene Ontology annotation, molecular function: nucleobase transmembrane transporter activity; nicotinamide riboside transmembrane transporter activity. The coding region runs from base 1 to 1503 and encodes 500 amino acids.